This is a messenger RNA of Microbotryum saponariae, 2078 nucleotides long. NCBI's taxonomy places the organism in Eukaryota, Fungi, Basidiomycota, Microbotryomycetes, Microbotryales, Microbotryaceae. The record is from the annotation of a GenBank genome assembly.
AUGGACCCCUCUUUCGGACUUCCCGGCUCGCCCGGCACCAACAAAAGGCCGUUCGAAGGCGACGCGAAUGGCGCCUUCGCUGCGCCUGCGCCUGCGCCCGCACCUGGCACCUCGUCCGAGGCCAACGCGGCCCAGCCCUCCGGCGCGAGUGGUGUCGCGACCUCAGCUGCUGUCUCGACGCCGAGUGGUGAUGCCUCGAAGCGCCCCCGCUUCGACACGGGCAAUGGUUCGGACGUGAUCAUGCUCGAAGGCGGCCUCCCGACCAACGACACCCGCGACGACCCGCACGCCAUGGCCAAACUCGCGACAGCGCUCAACCCCGCUCCUCCCGCUCUCGGCAAGGAUGGUAAACCCAACCCCGAUGAUCCUCUCUCCGUCGCUAAACGACUCACGACUGCUCGUCGGUACCUCGCUGCUCAGACGCAGGCCGUGAUCAUCCCUUCCUAUUCGACCUGGUUCGACCUCUCGACGAUCCAUCCGAUCGAACGCCGUUCGUUGCCCGAGUUCUUCAACAGCAAGAACAGGUCCAAGACCCCUAGCAUCUACAAGGACUAUAGGGACUUUAUGAUUCACACCUACCGCCUUAACCCGAGCGAGUACCUCACCGUCACGGCCUGCAGGAGGAACCUCGCCGGUGAUGUGUGCGCGAUCAUGAGGGUUCAUGCGCUGUUGGAGCAAUGGGGUUUGAUCAACUACCAGGUGAGUCGAUAGAUUGCUUGAGGAUGUGGUGCAGAUAUGGUACUGACAAUGCGCGCACACAGAUUGACGCCGACACGCGACCGGCUUCAUUGGCUCCUCCGUUCACGGGCCACUUCCGAAUCCUGCUCGACACCCCCAGGGGUUUGGCACCUCUGCACCCGGGAUCCCAUCACCCCAUCCGAUCCGACACCAUCUCGACGAGUGGGGCGACGAAUGGGCGUCCCGACGUACGGCUGUCCAACGCCGAAGCGAUCCAAACGGCGUCGGAAGCCGCUGAUGCCUCUGCCGCUACGACGAAUGCCACGGACGCAUCUACAACCGGUGCUCAAGCGCCCGUACCACCGUGCCAGACGUGUGGCACCUCGGCCUCGGCGACGCACUACACCUCCCUCUCGACGCGCGGUCAGGUGGUGCUCUGCGCGCCGUGCUACACCGAAGGGCGCUUCCCCUCCUCCCUGCACUCGGGCGAUUUCAUCAAACUCGAGCGUUCGCCUUUUGCGCAUUCGUCGCGCGCGGAAUGGACCGACCAAGAGACGUUGAAGCUCUUGGAAGGGUUGGAGAUGUUCGACGACGAUUGGGACGCGGUCGCGCUUCACGUCGGUACGAGGACCAAGGAGCAGUGCAUCAUCAAAUUCAUCGGGUUACCGAUCGAAGACCCUUAUCUCGAAACGACGCAGAAGGAACUGGGCGCGCUCAAGUACGAUCGCAGGGAGUUGCCGUUGAGUAAGGAGGAUAAUCCCGUGAUGAGCGUGAUGGCUUAUUUGGUCGACAAGGUCGAUCGGGAUGUCGUCAAGAAGAUGACGGCGCAAGGGAUCCAAGAGCUCGAGCGCAAGUUGAAGGAAGAAGUGAGCACCACGAACGAAGGGGAGACUGCAUCGUCAGAUAUGCAAGUCGAAGGUGCCUCGCCGGCCGAGGAGAAGGGCAAGACCGCCCCGUCGAAUAUCGCCAAAGCCUCGGCCGUUGCCUUGUCCUCGGCAGCGGUCAAGGCCCACUCCCUCGCAAUGACCGAAGAUGCGUCCUUGCAUCAACUCGUGACCUCGGUCGUUGAAACGCAAGUGCAGAAGCUUCAGCUCAAGUUGCAACACUUUGAACAACUCGAACGCUUACUCGAGGUGGAGAAACGUGCGGUCGAAGCGGCGAAGCAACAACUAUUCGAGGAGCGAAUGGACCUCGCGAGGAAAGCCGAGGUCGUCAAAGAGGCGUACGAGAAAGUCAAGAAAGACGCCAAGGAGGUUACCGAGAUGGACGUAGAAAAAGUUGUUGAAGCGAUGGGUGGAGGGGCGAUGGAGAAGUUGGCCGAGGGGGAACCAACACAGGCCGUCGAGGACGCUGGUCCGGCACCUGGCGUUCCGGAGGAGGCUACGGCGCAAUUAUCCUAG